Entamoeba nuttalli P19 is the source of this 384-nucleotide messenger RNA. RefSeq lists its product as hypothetical. The coding region runs from base 1 to 384 and encodes 127 amino acids. NCBI's taxonomy places the organism in Eukaryota, Evosea, Mastigamoebida, Endamoebidae. The transcript has a single exon. The record is from RefSeq and is a predicted model, not a curated record.
AUGCAACAACAAGACGGCUUUUUGACUGAAGGUUUUGAUUAUUUUACAGAAGCUUUCUGUAAUAUCCCUGAACAUCAAAAACACCUUAAACCUUCCGAUAAUUAUGUCAAUGUUCCAAUAUGGGAUUGCGACUUCACUAAACGAGGAAUUAUUCUUUUGACAAAACAAAUAAUGUUACCUCGUGGAGAUUUAUUUAAUGCUUUAAAUGUGUUAAAAUUGUUGUUUCUGUUACAAACUAAAGUACACAUAAAAUGUCAGGAAAUACUCUACUCAGCUAGAGUCAAGAAGAUAAUAGACAUUGACUGUGAUUAUUUUAUAUUUCUUCUUGACCCACCAUUGUAUCAUGGAGAAGAAGUUAUAAUGUUAAACCCACCAUUCGCUUAA